GGGCCAAAAGCUCUCUCGAGGAGUUGGGCCAGGACACACAGCCUUGGGUCGCCUUCGGCGUGGCUUUGCACCAGCAGCCGUCUAAGAAUUCCACGCCUUGCCUGGUUUUUGCCGCAGCAGCGCGCGAAACCGAGGGACCGAGCGGGAGAAGCCAAAGGCCAUAAAUUCACUGACCCGCAGCACCAUGGCCGCCGCCAGCGCUGACGUCGGCACCCUCAAGGCCAUGUUCGAGCACUGGGACGAGGCCACGCUCGCCGAGGUCCUCGCGGCGAGCGGCAACGACAUGAACCGCGCGUCCGAGUCGAUCCUCUCAGCGGGCUCGCCCGAGGCCUGGCGCGCGGCCCGCGCUCGCGCGCCGCCGUCGCCGCCGGCCGCGGCCGGCGCCGCGCCCCAGGGCGCCGUGUCCGUCGUCGUGCCGCCGGGCUCGCGCGGCGGCGCCACCCUCAGCAUGACGGCGCACGGAAGGAGCUUCAUGGUCACGGUCCCGCAGGGCCUGCGCGCCGGCGACCGCUUCGUGGCGACCAUCCCGCCGCCGCGGGGCGCCACCGUCACGCCGAGCGACGGCGCGCCGCGCCGCGGCAAGCUGGUCACGCUGCCCGCCGACUUCCUGCAGUCUUUUUCCGCGUAUAAAUCAACCAGCGCAGCGGGCCGCCUGAACCUUGAUUUCAACGCAGGCCGCCGCCCGCUGCAAGGUCGAGCGACGCCGCGAUCGACCAGCAGACGGCGCUCUUCCUGCAACACGAGAACCGCCGCCGCGCCGCCGCGGCCGCCGCCGCGCCGCGGCCCGCCGCCGGCGCGCGCCAACGGUCGUUCCCGUCCUUCUCGCGUUCGAGCGGGUCCCAGCCCGCGUCGUCGGGCGGCUACUCGGGCGUGCUCAACUCGGCCGCGACGCGCGCCGCCGCCGCCGCGCGCCGCGCCGCCGCGUCGGCGGGCCGCGGCGCCUCGGCUCUGAAGAACAAGGUCAAGCGCGCCGCGGGCGGCUCCGACCGCGUCGAGAUCGCCGAGCAGCGCUACGGCCGCCUCGACCUGUCGGACGAGCUCGACGACCACGAGCCCGCGCCGGAGUGGAAAGGCGUGGCGAUUCCACGCCAUCGACGCGACGUUGUCCCAGUGGCCGCGUCGGCUCGAUGGCGUGGAGGCUCACAAAGGUCCACCGCAAUAUUUCUCACUGGUUGAUUUCCACACAGGCCGGAGAACCCGCUCCACCAGGACCGCGACCCGGACCGGUCGCCGCCGGCGCCUUCGCGGCCCGGCGCCGGGACGGACUUCCGAGAGGUCGGCGUAUAAAGGGUGCAAGGGGUUUCGUUAAAUAGUACUACAACAAAACUUA
Messenger RNA from Pelagomonas calceolata, 1330 nucleotides. Lineage: Eukaryota; Pelagophyceae; Pelagomonadales; Pelagomonadaceae. The record is from the annotation of a GenBank genome assembly.